AUGAUCUUCACUCCCUUCCUUCCACCUGCUGACCUGAAUGUGAAAGGGCCGCGAAAAGAUCCUGAGGAGUUGGUUGUUGCGUCUGACGCCACGGAGGACCCAUCCAGGGGCACAGGCUUGCCCAGGGAACCUGCUCUUCUGCGAGGGUCUUGGAGGAGCCGGCUCCAGAGGGCCCUGGCAUGUUUCACCAAGUGCUUCAGCGCUGCUUGUUCCCGGGUCCUGGUGGCAAUGGGCCGUGGCCAGUCAACGGUGAGUCUUCCACAGCUGGCAGCUCUGACCCUGGUGGGGCACUUACAUGCAGGAAUGAGGACGGAGUAA
This is a messenger RNA of Saimiri boliviensis boliviensis (Bolivian squirrel monkey), 318 nucleotides long. NCBI's taxonomy places the organism in Eukaryota, Metazoa, Chordata, Mammalia, Primates, Cebidae. The record is from RefSeq and is a predicted model, not a curated record.